Molecule: messenger RNA, 1282 nt
Organism: Zychaea mexicana
Lineage: Eukaryota; Fungi; Mucoromycota; Mucoromycetes; Mucorales; Lichtheimiaceae
Product: nucleophile aminohydrolase
Exons: 6
Coding region: 20-811 (263 amino acids)
Cellular component (GO): proteasome core complex
Source: RefSeq, a predicted model, not a curated record
CACAACUUCAACUUAUACCAUGGACGCAUUUCCAUCGCGCUGGGGCAAGCCUCGCAACGAAAACAUUGAUGAAUACAACACUGUUCCACUCCACAAGACUUUACCAGACAAUCUUGCUCAGUCUGCAUAUGGACCAGUCACAAGAACACAACAACCAUUGGUUACAGGUACCUCAGUUAUUGCCUUGAAAUACCGUGAUGGUAUUAUGAUGGCUGCAGACAUGCUCGGAUCGUACGGCUCUCUCGCUCGAUUCCGCGAUAUUGAACGAUUGAUGCCAGUAGGCGAUUUUACUAUCGUUGGUGCAUCGGGCGAUCUCUCGGACCAGCAGUAUAUUCAACACGUCUUGGAGUCGCUCAUGGUCAAGGAGCAUUGCCAUGACGACGGCCAUGUUUUGGGUACACCACACAUAUUUGAAUAUCUUUGGCGGAUGAUGUACAGUCGACGAUCCAAAUUUAAUCCGCUCUGGAACGCUCUCAUCGUCGGUGGUUUGCAUAAGGGCGAAAAGUAUCUUGGAUAUGUCGAUCUGCGAGGCACCACUUAUCAAUCUUCUACCAUUGCUACUGGCUUUGGUGCACAUUUAGCACAGCCCAUCCUGCGAAAGCGUGUUGAAGGCAGAGAAAAUGAUCUCACUGAGGAGGAAGCGAUCGAUAUUAUCAAUGACUGUAUGCGCGUCCUGUUCUAUCGCGACGCCCGGUCCAUGAAUAAGUUCCAAAGAGCAACAAUCACAGAAGCAGGUGUCAAUGUCUCCGAACCUUACUCUGUGGAUACCGAGUGGUCUUUUGCAGAAAAGAUACGGGGAUAUGGCGCCUAAACCAAAUUUGUUUCUUUCUUUUUCCUUUCCCCAACUUUAUCCACAGUGUAAAUGCAAAGUUAUAAAAAGAAACAUCCAAUUCCAUCAGUGAUUCGUAUCGCAUCGGUCGCUAUAGUUGUUGAAACAUGGUGCACUAAUAUUACCGUAGUAUUAAAAGUGGCUUUAUGGAUUAUCAUCGAAAGUGGACCUUACCCUUAUCAACUAAUCUCGCAUUUAAAUAAUCAAAUAGAUUUUGCUUCGCUUUUCUUUCUAAAAAUUUAGUCUGCAGGAUGGUAGUUAUUUCGAAGUAUUAGCAAACGAAGAGCUAAAUACAAAUUAUACUUAUGUUGGACGGCGACAGUUCUAUUUGCACAAAAGGAUCUACAUUAUCAUCGUGGCUCAUAGCACUUUUGGGAAACCUUUUUUAUACAAAUACACCUCUAAUAUGUUGUAUUUUCUCGUUGGUAAAAUAAACUGUCCCUCAAAUAUCAA